This is a messenger RNA of Diversispora eburnea, 729 nucleotides long. The record is from the annotation of a GenBank genome assembly. NCBI's taxonomy places the organism in Eukaryota, Fungi, Glomeromycota, Glomeromycetes, Diversisporales, Diversisporaceae.
AUGUCGCGACAAGAGUUAAUAGGACCUCAAGGACUUCGACAAGACGGUCGUCGCGCUAGUGAAUUAAGGAAAAUAAAAUGUACGCCUUCAGUAUUAAGCCAGUCGGAUGGAUCAUCAUAUAUUGAACAAGGAAAUACAAAAUGCUUGGCAGCUGUUUAUGGGCCAAGAGAGGCUAGACAAAAAGCACAAAUUCUACAUAACAAGGCUUUAAUUACAGUUGAAAUUAGUUUAGCACCUUUCAGUAUGUCUGAAAGAAAGAAACGAAAGAAAUUUGACAAACGAUUAUUGGAAAUCGCAUCAGCAGUUAAACAAACAUUUGAACCAAUUAUAAUGACAAAUUUAUUUCCUAGAUCUCAAAUUGAUAUAUUUUUACAGAUUUUACAGUAUGAUGGAGGAAUGAUUCAAAUAUGUAUAAAUGCUGCUACUUUAGCAUUAAUUGAUGCAGGAAUACCAAUGUUAGAAUAUGUUUGUGCUUGUUCAGCGGGAAUUGUAGAGGAUACAACUAUUUUAGAAUUAUUAGGUACUCCAGAAUUAACAGUAGCUUUAUUACCACAAUCCCAGAAAGUCACAUUACUUCAGUUGGAAACGCGUCUUCACGUUGAUAAAUUAGAACCAGUAAUGAAGAUGGCUAUUGAAGGUGCUAAAGAUAUUUAUAAACAUUUAGAUAAAAUAAGCCGUAAUUAUAUAGAAGAUUUAUUACAAAAAUCAAAUCCUCAUCCUCCCAUUUAA